This is a messenger RNA of Paraphaeosphaeria sporulosa, 465 nucleotides long. RefSeq lists its product as uncharacterized. Lineage: Eukaryota; Fungi; Ascomycota; Dothideomycetes; Pleosporales; Didymosphaeriaceae. The record is from RefSeq and is a predicted model, not a curated record. The transcript has a single exon. The coding region runs from base 98 to 415 and encodes 105 amino acids.
CCCUGAGGCAGGUCGUAUGGGAGGAUAGCGGUGUUCGAGAGGGUGUUCUGGCUCGUUUUUUGUGGGGAGAAGUGGGGAGGGAGUUGGGGUAGGGAGCAUGGAUGGAUGGGCUGGGUUCUGGGUUGGGAAUGCGGACCGAUGGGGGGAUUGGGGGAGAGUCUUUGCUCGUCUGACGUGUAGGCUGAUGGGAGGGGGAGAAUGCAAGUCACGUGUUUGUUUGGGGACUCUGGAGUACACUCACAGACAGCAGUAUCGAGGAGCAGAGCAGAAGAAGGCAGUGCACUGCCAAGAGCACGGCAUUCGAAUCGCUGGCUUUAAGUAUACACAGUUCACUGCAUCGCGGUACGGUAUCACAGAAAAUGUAGGUCAUGAAGUCUUUCAUUCCUAUAUCGAGUCUUCAAGUCAGCUCCCGUAAAUUUUCAUAUGCACUCGUUCCUUUUAUCACGGUAUUCAUAACAAUCAAAC